CAUGAAUCUGUUACCAGUACUACUUUGGACCGUUCUGGGCAUUGCGGUCCAAGCGACCAACUACUGCGAUCGAAAGUUGUGCCGCGGCAAAGGGCGCCACAUUGCCUGCAACGGCCUAACCCAGCUGGCACCGAGCUGUGGAGCGUCAGCGCGCGAAAUCCCGCUGGACUCCCACAAGCAGGCCAUGAUCUUGGCCCUGCACAACACCUUCCGCAGCCGUGUUGCUAGUGGACGAGUCACUUCUUCCAGCAAUGGGCGACUCCCGCCGGCUGCAAGGAUGGCAACCAUGCAAUGGGAUGCGGAACUGGCCAGCGUUGCGGCGGCCAACGCUCGGCGCUGUAAGUUGGAGUACGACACGUGCCGAAGUACCGAUCGGUUCCCGCUGGCCGGGCAGAACAUUGCGCUGAUCGGAAACUUUGGCCGGGCGAGAACCGAUGCCGAACUGGUGAUGUUGGUCAUCUCGGACUGGUUCGCCGAGUAUGAGGACGUCGAGAUGGGACAGCUGGAGAGCUAUAAUGUGCAGAAGGGAGGACCGAGAGUUGGCCAUUUUACGCAGAUUGCGGCGGACAGGGCAACUCACGUGGGAUGCUCGUUGGUUAGCUUCCAGCAGGCGUUCACGACCCAGUGGUUGUUUGUUUGCAACUAUGCUAUCACUAAUAUACGGGAGGAGCCGGUUUAUGUGGGUGGAGCUGCGUGCUCCGGAUGCAUGACCGGAUGCAACGAGAAUUAUCCCGGACUAUGCAACGUGGAGGAGGGCAUCGAGCCAAAGUAUUGGGAUUGAUUAAUUAU
Molecule: messenger RNA, 789 nt
Organism: Culex quinquefasciatus (southern house mosquito)
Lineage: Eukaryota; Metazoa; Arthropoda; Insecta; Diptera; Culicidae
Product: antigen 5 like allergen Cul n 1
Exons: 4
Coding region: 2-781 (259 amino acids)
Source: RefSeq, a predicted model, not a curated record